CUAUAAAUCUUCUGCAAAAGGGUGGUGCAACUACAGACCGAACAUUCAGAAAUGUCCGGUUUAGGAUAUCCAAACAUGUCACAAGGAGAAGGUUUUUUUCCCGGUGACAACAACCUGCCACUCUUUAACCAUAACAACCGAAUGGAGCUCCAACAAUAUCCUAGAAGAUCCAAACCUUCUCUUUCUCCUACUCUUGGUGAGCUCCUAAAGCGUGUAGAAGAUGCGCAAAGCGACACCUCCAUUGACAGCACUCCUGUCCAUCAUCAAGCCCUUGAGCUAGGCUAUGCCUGUAGCUCUAUGCCACCAUCGAGCCCCUUUGUUCUUUCUUUUAACAACUUAACAUACAGUGUCAAAGUUGGCCAAAAUAUGCCGUUUCCAGUCUGUGGAAAGGAGGACUUGUCACAUGGUUCUUCAGAGACAGCUAGCAUGAAGGUUUUGUUGAAUGAUAUAUCAGGAGAAGCGAGAGAGGGGGAAAUUAUGGCUGUUCUUGGGGCUAGCGGGUCCGGAAAAUCCACAUUGAUUGAUGCACUUGCUGACCGAAUUGCAAAGGAGAGCUUGAAAGGGUCUGUGACUUUGAAUGGUGAGGUCUUGGAGUCAAGGCUAUUGAAAGUGAUAUCUGCUUAUGUGAUGCAAGAUGAUCUUUUGUUUCCUAUGCUUACUGUGGAAGAGACACUGAUGUUCUCGGCCGAAUUCAGGCUUCCCCGCUCCCUCUCCAGGUCAAAAAAGAAAGCAAGAGUUCAGGCCUUGAUCGAUCAGUUAGGCUUGCGGAAUGCAGCCAAUACUGUGAUUGGAGAUGAAGGACAUAGAGGCGUGUCAGGAGGUGAAAGAAGAAGAGUUUCUAUUGGAACUGACAUUGUUCAUGACCCGAUUCUCUUGUUUCUUGAUGAGCCAACUUCAGGGCUUGAUUCAACUAGUGCUUUUAUGGUUGUUAAGGUUUUGCAGCGCAUCGCACGAAGCGGAAGCAUUGUGAUCAUGUCCGUGCACCAACCAAGUUACAGAAUCUUGACCGUACUUGACAGUUUGAUCUUUCUUUCACAUGGACAAACAGUAUAUGGUGGCUCUCCAGGAGGUCUUCCAGAUUUCUUUGGUCAGUUUGGACAUCCAAUUCCUGAGAACGAGAACCGAACUGAGUUUGCGCUGGAUUUGAUUCGUGAACUUGAAGAAGCUCCUGAUGGAACCAAGACCCUAGUUGAAUUCAACAAGACAUGGCAAACCAAGAAAAAUCCCACGAACACAACCUGCAAUGUAUCCAAGCUUUCACUCAAGGACGCAAUAAGUGCCAGCAUUUCGAGAGGCAAACUGGUCUCCGGUGCCCCAAAUAAUUCAAACUUGACAUCUUCAGUUCCAACCUUUGCCAAUCCACUCUGGGCUGAAAUGAUGGUUAUAAGCAAAAGAUCAUUACUCAAUGCAAAAAGAAUGCCUGAAUUGUUUGGAAUUCGCCUUGGCGCUGUUCUUGUUACAGGUAUAAUCUUGGCUACCGUUUUCUAUCAUCUUGACAACUCUCCCAGAGGUGCGCAAGAGCGAUUGGGCUUCUUUGCUUUCGCCAUGUCCACUACUUACUACACCUGUGCAGAAUCUAUCCCUGCCUUUCUCCAAGAACGUUAUAUUUUCAUGAGAGAAACCGCCUACAAUGCUUAUCGCCGCUCUUCAUACGUUCUUGCUCACUCUCUAAUCUCAAUUCCCUCUCUGAUCGUACUUUCUAUUGCCUUUGCUGCAACAACAUUCUGGGCUGUAGGACUUGAUGGUGGGUUUUCUGGGUUCUGCUUCUACUUCUUCGCAAUCUUGUCUGCAUUUUGGGCUGGAAGUUCGUUUGUUACUUUUCUUUCAGGUGUUGUCUCUCAUGUUAUGCUGGGUUUCACCAUUGUGGUUGCCAUCUUGGCAUACUUUCUUCUCUUCAGUGGAUUCUUCAUCUCUCGAGACCGAGUCCCAUCGUACUGGAUAUGGUUUCACUAUAUAUCUCUGGUGAAAUAUCCAUAUGAGGCAGCUCUGCAAAAUGAAUUUCAUGAUCCAACAAAAUGUUUUGUUAGGGGUGUGCAAAUGUUUGACACCACACCUCUUGCUGCGGUGCCAUUGUCGUUGAAAUUGAAUAUGUUGAAGAGCAUUAGCAGCACUUUGGGCAUGAACAUUACAGGCAACACUUGUGUAGUCACAGGAACAGAUAUUCUAAGGCAACAAGGGAUAACACAAAUAAGCAAAUGGAAUUGCUUGUGGGUCACUAUUGCUUGGGGGUUUUUCUUCAGGAUUCUUUUUUAUUUUGCUUUGUUGUUGGGCAGCAAGAACAAGAGGAGGUAAAUAGGAUAAAUUUUAUGGGUCUUUAACAAGAAUGGAGCUACCAAAGAACAUGAUGGUGAGGGAUUCUUCUAGUUAUUGAUCACCGUAAAAUUUAUUGGUGGUUCUUGGCUUCUGCACCCAAAAAAAAAAUUAAGGCAAUCAUACAGUUUUCUUUCUUUCUUCCCUCGUAUACUUAGGAGGCUUAUUUUGUAUUUGUUCCUUUACCAUUCAGAAAAGUAUCUUUCUUAAAUUUCAUGUUCAAAUUUGAUGUAA
This is a messenger RNA of Populus nigra (black poplar), 2544 nucleotides long. Its product is annotated as ABC transporter G family member 20-like. The transcript has a single exon. Gene Ontology annotation, cellular component: membrane. The record is from RefSeq and is a predicted model, not a curated record. Lineage: Eukaryota; Viridiplantae; Streptophyta; Magnoliopsida; Malpighiales; Salicaceae. Bases 52 to 2292 code for a protein of 746 amino acids. Gene Ontology annotation, molecular function: ATP binding; ABC-type transporter activity; ATP hydrolysis activity.